This is a messenger RNA of Equus quagga, 3276 nucleotides long. RefSeq names its product TBC1 domain family member 2 (gene TBC1D2). The transcript is spliced from 10 exons. The record is from RefSeq and is a predicted model, not a curated record. The coding region runs from base 146 to 2503 and encodes 785 amino acids. NCBI's taxonomy places the organism in Eukaryota, Metazoa, Chordata, Mammalia, Perissodactyla, Equidae.
GCAGAGUGGCUCCGCGACCUCCUGGGGGCGGGUCGCCGCUGGACCGCCCCAGCCCAGCCGGCCCCUUCUUGGAGGUGCCCCGUGAGUCUCCGAGAUUUGGCCGGAGUUGGGGUGCGGGCAGGUCCCUCGGCGGUGCGUCGCGGCGAUGGAGGGCGCGCAGGGGAGCCCCCCGGUGUCGCGCUCCCCCGCCCCCGGGUCUGACGAGCCAGCCGGCGCGGCCAGGGGCCCCGGGGGGUUGCCUCCCGGGGAGUCGGAGGGCUGCGCCCGGCCCCUCGAGACGGCCCCCAAGAAACUCUGUGGGUAUUUGAGUAAGUUUGGCGGCAAGGGGCCCAUCCGGGGCUGGAAAUCCCGCUGGUUCUUCUACGACGAGAGGAAAUGUCACCUGUAUUAUUCGCGGACCGCGCAGGAUGCCAAUCCCUUGGACAGCAUCGACCUCUCCAGCGCUGUCUUUGACUGCAAGGCGGACGCCGACGAAGGGACUUUCGAAAUCAAGACUCCCAGCCGGGUUAUUACCCUGAAGGCUGCCACCAAGCAAGUGAUGCUGUACUGGCUGCAGCAGCUGCAGAUGAAGCGCUGGGAGUUUCACAACGGCCUGCCUGCCGCCCCCGACGCCGCCCUGGCCGGGAACGGGCCCGCCCUGCGCCUCGAGCUAGAGCAAGAGGAGGCAGAGCUGGAGGAGUUCCUGUGCCCCGUGCAAACGCCCCCCGGGCUCGUGGGCGUGGCUGCUGCCCUGCAGCCGGUCCCUGCCCAGUCCUCGGCCCUUCAGAACAUUUCCCUCAAGCACCUGGGAACUGAAAUACAAAACACGAUGUACAACAUCCGAGGCAACAGGCAGGCGCAAGGAGCAGGCCACGGACCUCCAGGGGAGGAUUCUCCACCGAGCGGGGAGCCUUCGAGGGAGGAGCAGCCCUUGCCCCCUAACCCCAGUGCCCCAGCAGGGGAUGAUCCAGCAGACUCUGCAAAGCCUGCCCCCAAGUCCUCUCUGACCGCCAAUCUCAUUCAGAAAGCCAAGCGCCAGAACAACACCUUCCCGCUCUUCGGCGAAGGACUCACACGGAACCGGACCUCCCAGGAGAAAGUGUUGGCCUUGGAGCAGCAGGUUCUGAUACUCACCAAGGAGUUAAAGUCUCAGAAGGAGCUGGUGAGGAUCCUGCACAAGGCGCUGGAGGCUGCCCAGCAGGAGAAGAGGGCGUCCAGUGCGUACCUAGCGGCGGCCGAGGACAAGGACCGGCUGGAGCUGGUGCGACACAAAGUGCGGCAGAUCGCGGAGCUGGGCAGGCACGUGGAGGCGCUGGAGCAGGAGCGGGAGGGCCUGGUGCAGACGGCGAGCCUGCGCGAGCAACAGGUGCAGGAGCUGCAGCGGCACGUGCAGCUGCUCAUGGACAAGAACCAGGCCAAACAGCAGGUCAUCUGCCAGCUCUUGGAGAAGGUCACCCAGGACUUCAUGCAGCCCCACAACCAGCCGCCCACUCCCCCAGAUGCUGCCGACCGGGACUUCCUGAGCCAGCAGGAGAAGAUGGAGCACCUGAAGGAUGACAUGGAAGCAUACCGGACCCAGAACCGCUUUCUCAACUCCGAGAUCCACCAGGUCACAAAGCUCUGGAGAAGGGUGGCUGAGAGGGAGAAGGCCCUCCUGAUGAAGUGUGCCUACCUCCAAGCCAAGAACUGCCAGGUGGAGAGCAAGUACCUGGCGGGGCUGCGGAGGCUGCAGGAGGCCGUGGGGGACGAGGCCAGUGAGUGCUCGGAGCUGCUGAGGCAGCUCACCCAGGAGGCGCUGCAGUGGGAGGCCGGCGAGGCCUCGGCCGACAGCGGCGUGCUCAGCCCCAUCAGCGAGUAUGACGAGUAUGGCUUCCUGACCGUGCCCAACUACGAGGUGGAAGACCUGAAGCUGCUGGCCAAGAUCCAGGCGCUGGAAGUCUGCUCCCACCACCUGCUGGCCCACGAGGCUGUGGAGAGGCCACGGCGGGAGCGCUGGGCUGCGCUGGGCGAGCUGGCGCCCUCGGCCGAGCUCAAGCAGCUGCUGCGGGCCGGCGUGCCUCGCGAGCACCGGCCUCGGGUCUGGAGGUGGCUGGUCCGCCGCCGCGUCCAGCACCUGCAGGCCCCCGGCCGCUACCAGGAGCUGCUGAGCCGGGGCCAGGCCUGCAGUCAGCCUGCUGCCCGCCAGAUCGAGCUGGACCUGAACCGCACCUUCCCCAACAACAAGCAUUUCACCUGCCCCUCCUCCAGCUUCCCGGAGAAGCUCCGCCGGGUGCUGCUGGCCUUCUCCUGGCAGAACCCCUCCAUCGGCUACUGCCAGGGCCUGAACAGAAAUCUCAGCCGAUGCCGACAGCCAGCUCCUGGACGGAGCACCUGCUGGGCUCCAGUGGAAUGGGGUUGUGGGAGAGAACACCAAGCUGGGUUCAUGGAGUCCUGGGGUAUGUUUCCACUCUGCCACCAACUGACUUGGGGAGUUGGAGCAGUCACUUUUGCUUCCCACGCCUGGAUUUUCCCAUCUCUGCAGUGACCUGGGAUGAGGAGCAGGGGGCAGCUAGCUGCCUGGAGCCUUGGAACGGUUUCUGAGGUGGCCUUCAGACCCUGUGGGAAAGAGUGCCAUGAUCAAUUCGUUCUGUCUGCCCUGGGCAUAGACAAAGAGGGUGGUGGCCAGUGUGUCACAGUUGCUAUCCUAAACUAAGUGGCCUCUGAACGCCCCCCCACCCCCAUGUCCAGGAGACCUGUAACUAUUCUCUCCCUCUACUCAGCUCAGACUCAGGAGCGUUCGCACAAAUCUUUUAGCCAGAAUGGAGAGAAAUUCCUUCCCAGUCUUCUGGAGAGAAAAGAGAUUUAUUUUUUCUUUUGAGAAUUGACCCUGUUUGUAAAAAAAGCGUGAGUCUCAGAAGAGGUUGGAGGUCAUGAGCCCCAUCUGGUAGAGCCCAGGGAAGCAUAGGUCUCUGGAUGAUGAAAUGUGCUCUUGGAGUCUGUCCAGGGUGUCAGGCUGAUCGCGGUGUCCCGCUGAGGGUGGACAGCGCCCUGGCCGGCCCUGGGUCAGAGGGUCACAUGGGGUUGUUCAUACGCCUUUAAAGGGGCCAGAGGAGAAAGCGUUCUGCAGACAUCUGUGAAUCAGGAGCUGGUGUUCACCUAGCGUCUUAAGAGACCAGUGCGUUUUGGGGAUGUAUUCUUGGAUUGUUGCUGGACGAGCUCUGCCUGGGAGGAUGGGAGAAGUCGAGGGAACGGUGCUUCUUCAAAAGCGCCCCCCCCCCCCCCGGCCCGCCCUGUGGCUCCGUGGCUGCCUGGCUGUGA